UUAGAAGCUUGGCAAGUUGGUUCAGUCCUUAGAGCAAGCAGCCAGCCUCUUUCUCUCUCCACUUCUCUGCUUCACUCCUCUGCAACCCCCUCGGCUCCCCCACGCUCCGUCUCAUUUUUCCUCCGUUUCUGUUUCCAUCCCACUCAGACACUGGGAGUGUGUGGACUGUGCUGCUCGCUGUUCUGGAUAGUUUAUAGUAUGGAAGAAAGCCAAGGCUGAAAUCUAACCAGCACAAAAAAAAAAAAAAAACUGCGACAACCAGGUGUCUGGGUGUGAGACCUGCACUGGGAAGGCUCUGUCCUGGGACAGAAAGGCGAUGGCAUCCAAUUUUAAUGACAUCGUGAAGCAGGGAUAUGUAAGAAUCCGCAGCAGGCGUUUUGGGAUCUAUCAAAGAUGCUGGCUGGUGUUCAAGAAAGCCUCCAGCAAAGGCCCAAAGAGACUGGAGAAGUUCUCGGAUGAGCGGGCGGCCUAUUUCCGCUGCUAUCACAAGGUAACAGAGCUGACUGAUGUCAAAAAUAUUACAAGACUACCAAAGACCAAAAAGAAGCAUGCAGUGACAGUGGUUUUCAAUGACAAUACCUCCAAGACCAUUGCUUUUGAGUCAGAGCUGGAGGCGAACGAGUGGUGCAGAGUUCUGCAGACAGAAUGCCUUGGGAGUAAAAGCAAUGACUUAAGCUUGGGGGAACCGGACCUCCUGGCUACUGGGGUAUGCAGGGAGCACAGUGAGCGUUUCCAUGUAUUCUUGAUGCCGUCCCCUAACUUGGAUACCCACGGGGAAUGCCUGCUUCAGAUUACCUUGGAAACCAUUUGUCUCUGGGAUGCACUCAACCCCCGGCUUAAAAUUGUAUCUUGGCCACUAACAGCUCUGCGGCGUUAUGGUCGAGAUAAAACCUGGUUCACCUUCGAAGCUGGAAGGAUGUGUGACACAGGAGAGGGCCUCUUCACCUUUCAGACACGGGAAGGAGAGGCUAUCUAUCAGAAGGUCCACACAGCCGCUCUGUCCAUCGCAGAACAGAAUGACUGGAUCAACAGUGCAUCUAAAAAUGAGAAGAAGACAGAUCAGAGGAAGACUGAAAAAACCUCAUCACCGCUUCUCCCUCUGACCAAACACUGGUCUUGCAUUAGCCCACGCAGCAGCAGGAAGCAAGAAGGCCCUUUAAAACGAGUCUCUCGACCGCCUUUUCCUGGUGUCAGGGAAUAACUUUCCAGUUUUUUUUUUUGUCCAGUUCGCCUGGGUUUUCUGUGUUUUUUUUUUUUUUUUUCUUUCUAAACUCCCACUGGAAAAUCCAUUAUGCUACAUGUACAGCACUUUGUGACAAUCUUGAUUGUAAAAAUGCGCUAUAACGAAUAAAAUCCAAUUGAUUGGUUUGUUUGAUGUCCCGUCCCCAUAGGUCCAGCUGCUCGCAUCUGUGUAGUUUGACCUUUCACACUCCUCCACAUGUUACAGCCCAGUGUGCGUCUUCUUGUCAAGACAACUUUGUCCUAUAGGAAAUUCACCCUAUAGGAAAUGUGAUCUGAAGUUAUGUGAUUCUUCAGUGCAAAUGGACAAGUAAGGAUGUACAGCAAAUAAUGCAGGGAUUAUGUGAGAAACCCUCUACUUGAAGGACUCUCAGGGAUGUUCUUUGAAAAAUUUCCCAUAUCUUUAAUUAUUACGUAGCAUGUACUAGGAAUGAUUCAUAUCUUUUUUUUCCUCCACUGCUUCCUUACCUUUUAACAAUUUCAAGAGAAUGUCAUUCCUUUAAAAGUCUUCAAUGAGAAGAAAACUGGCAGAUGAG
Messenger RNA from Megalops cyprinoides (Indo-Pacific tarpon), 1775 nucleotides. RefSeq names its product docking protein 5-like. NCBI's taxonomy places the organism in Eukaryota, Metazoa, Chordata, Actinopteri, Elopiformes, Megalopidae. The record is from RefSeq and is a predicted model, not a curated record. The coding region runs from base 317 to 1201 and encodes 294 amino acids. The transcript has 8 exons. Gene Ontology annotation, biological process: positive regulation of MAPK cascade; cell surface receptor protein tyrosine kinase signaling pathway. Gene Ontology annotation, cellular component: cytoplasm.